GGGUGGGUGGCGUCGCCCACCCAACAUACCACUCACCCAUCGCCCACCCUAGCUACAGCCACCCACGCUACUCCCGCCCAUACAACACAUCUCCAGAGACUAGUUAUGUGUACAGGUAUAUGCGCAUCCGUGUACACGUACGUGUGUGUACGUACGUGUCCGUGGCGGCACGGUCGGCCGAGGGGCCGAGUUCAGGUCUACCAGCCAGUAUAUGUCUGGCUGUGUGUGCGUGCGGUCCGUAAUGCCCUCCUGGCUGGCUUUCUCAGCCAUCUGGCUGAUUCUCCCCCUGGGAACGACCCAAGGGGAGACCAGUCCCUAUUUCGCCGACUGGGGGGUGAUCGGGGGCCGCCCCCAGGAGCCGACAUGCGUCGACAUACCCCAGAACAUGCCCCUCUGCUCGGGCAUAGACUACGACAAAAUGCGCUUGCCAAACUUACUGGAACACGACACCCUGAAGGAGGCCCAGCAACAGGCAGGGUACUGGGUACCCCUGCUUAACCUCCGCUGCCACCCUAAUACCCAACUCUUCCUCUGCUCCCUCUUUACUCCUGUCUGUCUGGAAAGCCCUAUCUACCCCUGUCGCAGCCUGUGUGAGGCUGUCAGAAGAGGCUGUGAGAGCAGAAUGCAGACCUAUAGCUUCCCAUGGCCAGACAUGCUCAACUGUGACAAGUUCCCCUUGGAUAAUGACAUGUGCAUCACUGUGCAACACAGGGGAUCCCCUGGACCAGAAAUUGUGCAAGAUGGGGAGUGUCCUGCCUGCAGUCCUGUUGAGACGUACGAAAAUAUUUUAGAUAACUAUUGUCGUGCUGAUGUCGUGGUAAAGACUCGCGUUAAGAAACAGCGCAGGACACAGCUGGUGAUCAAAAAGUCAAGAAGGAUCUACAAAAGUUCGCCUUCAGAGGACAGACGAGCCUUGAAGCGCCUCAAGUUCUCCUUGACAGAGGAAGCCAGUUGCUGUUCUCUCACUGUCUCCCGAAAGCCGUACCUCAUCAUGGGUAGACAGCUGGGAGCUGUCUUCAUCCCUACCUUCGUUAUGCCUUUCAAGAAAUCCAAGCCUUUGCGUCAAGCAGUGAAGAUGUUCCGUCGUGGGUUGAACUGUUCAGAUCCUAACCUGAUCACAAACAACCUGGAAACCACCCCACUAACCGAGCACCAGAUGGAGGAGGAGCCAGCUGCCUCCAACAGCAAGAUCCGGCCCAAAAACUGCCAGAAAAGGUGCCGGAGGAAUUGUAGUAAGAGAUGCCAGAGGAACAGAGUUGCAAACUGCCUCAGCAACUGCACCAAAGGCUGCAGGAAGAACUGUAGGGAUGGUCGAAACUCCCGUGGUAGGAACAGGAAGGGGGGUUCGAACCAGGGCCGUCCUGGUACAACCACAAACAGAAGGCCCAGCCAAGGUGACCUUAGCAGCGAAAUGGGCAGCUUCGUCCCCUCCAGUAUCGAAAAGUCUUCAAGUCAGGAAGCUGUUGAGAGCCCACAGACAACAGCGACACUUCCAGUCUAAACAGUAUUUCACAGACUGAAAGAUGCGUUUUAACUUAAACAAAACAAGACGGGGAAGCGCUAAACACGUAAUAAACCUUGUCAAACAUGUAUGGUAGACUAAUAUCAACAACGUGAAGACUUACCCAGAUGUUGUACAUGUGUGUAUCUUUAUUUGUAGACGUUUCGCCCAUCCAGUGGCUUUAUCAAUACAAUACAAGAACAUAAUGGGAAGACCGUAGAACUAUAUACGGGAAAACAAGAUAAUCAAUACCUUAAUUUUGGAGUUGGUGAAGAGGGACUGAUUACCUGGACUUUCAUAUAGAGUUUUACAGUUUUAGUUAUGUCCCUGUAUUGUAUUGAUAAAGCCACUGGAUGGGCGAAACAUCUACAAAUAAAGAUACCCAGGUUUCGGACAUGUGUCUAAGUCCUCACGGUAUCAACCUUGGUAACAAAUACCGUCAAGUUGGUUUAGAAAUAAUCUUGGAUGAACACUGGGAAAUAUCAGAACGUUUCGCUCCUGGGACCUUGGGUAAGGUCCCAGGAGCGAAAUGUUGUCUAAUAUAACCCGGUGUUUGCUCACUUGUUUUUCUAAAAAAUGCUAAACACGUAUGUGCGUCACACAGCACACCAGGGGAAUAGGAGGUAUUAGUCAUGGGGACGCAUUAAACCCAAAGGGGCCACACAGAGCACUGGGAAAUGGGGAGGGUAAAUCAGGUUGGUGAUGGGCAGUGGGACUGUGCUCAAACCUGUGAAUUUUUGCGUCGAUUUUUUUUUCUCUCUUAUCUAUGUCAAAAGACCAGGAAGGUCAAAAUGACCUGCAGGUGACCUGCAGGUGACCUGCAGGUGACCUGCAGGUCAUUGGCUAGGCACAGAACUAUACCAGUGCUAUUAUAUAUAGUUUUAAGGCGAGUGUCAUAGUAAGAGAGCCAAUAGGUAAUGCCUGACAUGUGGAGCACUCACUGAUAGGGGGCUAGUUUCUUACACUGUCUAAAGGGAUUUUAUAAGUCUUUUAAGACGAUUUUCUCCACUCUAAGACAGUGGAUCAAGCCUACACUAUCCCAGACUAUCACAGAAUAUUGCAGACUAUCACAGAAUAUUGCAGACUAUCACAGAAUAUUACAGACUAUCACAGAAUAUUACAGACUAUCACAGAAUAUUACAGACUAUCACAGAAUAUUACAGACUAUCACAGAAUAUUGCAGACUAUCACAGACUAUCACAGAAUAUUAGACUAUCCUAAACAAUCCAAGACUAUCCCCAUGGAGCCACAAACCCGCCAGGGCUCAAUGGAAGGUUGUAAAUCUUUGCUCCCACGAUCCUCGGAUCCAAUUCCUCGAAUCAAGAGCCUUCACGCCAGCAUCAAGAAGGGUUCCAGGGUUUACUUAAACCCUGAAUCUCUUUAUUUUGCAAUAAAACCCCAUUAAAACUGUAGUUAAAACAUUUUGCAUUAAAACUCCCAGGUUUCUUACGUGUAAAUCAUUUACAACUUGUAUUUAAUAGGGGGAAAUUGGGAGGUCAUUAAGGCUGAUCCGAGGAAGGGGAGGAAUGGCCGCUCCAUCUCCUCGGAUCAAGAGCCCCUCGUGUGAGUACAUUAAUAAAAAUGUUGUAAGUGAAA
Cherax quadricarinatus is the source of this 3097-nucleotide messenger RNA. The record is from RefSeq and is a predicted model, not a curated record. NCBI's taxonomy places the organism in Eukaryota, Metazoa, Arthropoda, Malacostraca, Decapoda, Parastacidae.